Macrobrachium nipponense is the source of this 1460-nucleotide messenger RNA. RefSeq lists its product as uncharacterized. The record is from RefSeq and is a predicted model, not a curated record. The transcript has 2 exons. NCBI's taxonomy places the organism in Eukaryota, Metazoa, Arthropoda, Malacostraca, Decapoda, Palaemonidae. Bases 68 to 928 code for a protein of 286 amino acids.
UCCUCAGCAGAGUCGACUGGUCACCACGGCUCCUGACGCAGGGGAGAAACAGGUCCUGGAGGAACUUAUGCGAGAUCUGUCUCUCUAUGGAAGUCCCGGUUCAGGCAACGAAGCCGACACCGAGUCUCUGAUGGAGUGCGAGCGAUCUCCCAGGAAAAGCGUUGUUGUCGUCACCAAAAUGAGCGGACCAAACGCCCGGAAGAUGACCAUGUCCAACGUGCCCCUCACGGUGGCAGCAGCCCUAGCCUCCCCCCCGAACGAGUUCAUGCCCAAAAUCGAGCUGAGUUCGUCCUCGCGUUCCCUCAACAGAAGCAUCCAGCACCUGGUCCAGGAGGACGCCGAGAACAAACCCAGUCACCGUCCUCCGACGCCCGCCCGCCCGUCCCUACCCACUUUGCUGCCCGGUAGGGUCGUGGACGUCUCCCUGAAUGCUUCCAUGGCCAGCUCCAAAAGCGACGGACGCCACCCGGCUCCCAGCAGGCGCCUGACCUUCAAUUCCUUCCCGAGGUCCUCCUCGGAGCCAAGGUCCCUCACCUCGUCGCCCAGACCCAACCAGACUCCCGGAAACGACUACGAGGACGACUCAGAUGAGCAUUCCUCGGACGUGCUGGAUUCCUCGACUCGCUCAGAGGGUUGGGACCACCUGAGGGGCUCCAGAGGGCGCGGCCCUGGCUUCACCAGCGGCUCUGAAGGUCACGUUGGUUUCCAUGCCCCCUAUCAACCGUCCCAAUACGGCGAAUCUGGCUGGCGAGGUCACAAUGGGUCGCACGGCAGAGGCGGACUGACCUCUCACGGGGAGAACGUCCUCAGCGUCGCUAAGAAGACCCUGGAACAACUGGAGAGCGUCUUGGCCCCGACGGAGGGGCAUUCCUUCUCCAGGGCCAUACCCAGAACGCGUGCCCCACAGCAGAUCCACCUGGAGACCUAGCAUAAGGCCACCCACCUCCAUCCGCAUGGGGGUCGGGACUUCCUGCUCUCUCACAAGAGGAAGAAGACGAGGCUCAGAUCCAGGAGCCAUGACAGGGGGAGUUUGGAAGGACCUCACGCCAGCAGCUCGUGAUUGGGAGGUCGCUUCUAGCAAUGACAGGCCACUGGAACUUGGAACCUGGAAACCUGGAACAAUGUCCCAAUCCAGCCAAAGUUUGAAGAACGCUGCAGCAUUAUCUGACGAAAAGUGGCCCCUUUCGUCCUGGAAGCAACGCUGCUUCCAGUAUUCCAGUUAAAGAGGAAGUGUGAUUCGAAUUCCAUAACCGAAGAUACGACCAUUUUAUAAUCCUUUUCCUUAGAUGUUAAAAGAAACUUGAAUAUUUCUUACACUUGAUAUUGAUACGUUUUAAAAUUUGGUAUAUAUACCCCGCUCUGUAAAAUAUCUAUGUGCGGCCACAUUCAUACGUCCAGUCCUAUGUACAGCAAUCUAUGUACUACGUCCUCUGUCUACUAACUGUUUCUUGAGACUUCUA